Prorocentrum cordatum is the source of this 1148-nucleotide messenger RNA. The record is from the annotation of a GenBank genome assembly. NCBI's taxonomy places the organism in Eukaryota, Dinophyceae, Prorocentrales, Prorocentraceae.
GCGCAAGCUGCCAGCAUAUACUGCACAUUCCACUCGGCACUGCGCGUGCUGUGCGCACGCUCGGCAUCUGCCGUGCGGCCAUGGCUGCCAAGGCGUGGCGGGUCGGCAAGGUGGCCUCUGCGCUGGCCUGCCUGGCGCUCACGGAUGCCCUCGCGAAGAGGCGGGGAGCUUGCGACUGCCUGAACUGGGCGGGGGUCUACUACGACCAUCUCGCCAUGUGCGGCCGGGGCAAGGAGCUCCACUUCCUGUCCAAGUACGGCUUCACGGCCGCCUAUGCCGCGACCGAGCCCAUCGCGGGUUUGCCGCACAAGGUCUGCAACGAUUUCUUCAAGAACCUGAAGAACAACUCCUGCGUCAACGUUGACCUGUUGGCACUGAGCGAUGAGACUGAUGGCGUGGUGGCCAUGGGCGAUGAUAACAUGACCGACAAGCAGUGGUGCUACGUGUCCAACGAUUGCCCGGUUGCCAGCCUGAACGGGGGCGAAUACGCCACCAACAUGAUGGGUUUCCAGCUCGGCGGGUGGAACAACCUCGCCAGCACGAGCAACUUGUCCUGGAAGAUAUGCGAUCCGGUCGCGGAUGCGAGCUACAUGCUAAAGUACAAAACGGUCCAGGAGUUGAUUGACAUCGGCACGGAGAGCGACGUCGGCUUGUCCCGGCUCAUUCGUUUGGCCUACCCCGUCGUGGCAAUCACAUGGGCCGAGGUGAAGUUCAUGAUGGAAGCCAUUAACGAUGCUUGGACGGUUGGUUCCGACUUGGCCACCCUGGUCGACGGGCUUCCGGUUCCGCCCGCCACUUUCACCAGGGCCGCGGAGGUACACACGACGAUCAGUGACAUCAUCAAGUCAGGGCAGGCCACGAUCCUCGACUCGCCGGGACAUGGGGACAACUUCCACGUGAUCAAGGGCCGCGAGGCGUGGAGCGUGAUGAGGAACGGGCUGGGCAAUAUGAUCUACCUCAGCGGCCACUUCUCAAUGGAGUUCGACGUGACCUGCCUCAUGGGAUGUGCCACCACCCGCCUGGAGGCACUCGACCUGGAGACGCAGUGACCAGGCGGCGCCCGCUCUCGCAGACGACGGCCGAUCAAUUCUUACGCGGCGCGGCCAGCUGACAGGCACGAGCAGUCCUUCCUUCCGGAAGCACAUCAU